Messenger RNA from Python bivittatus (Burmese python), 842 nucleotides. It is a transcript of the gene AP1S3, whose product is annotated as adaptor related protein complex 1 subunit sigma 3. Gene Ontology annotation, biological process: intracellular protein transport; vesicle-mediated transport. The record is from RefSeq and is a predicted model, not a curated record. Lineage: Eukaryota; Metazoa; Chordata; Lepidosauria; Squamata; Pythonidae. Gene Ontology annotation, molecular function: clathrin-cargo adaptor activity. Gene Ontology annotation, cellular component: AP-1 adaptor complex; membrane coat.
GGGGGAGGAGCCUCCCGGGAAGCGGGUCUGCGGCAGCCAUGAUACAUUUUAUCCUGCUGUUCAGCCGACAAGGGAAAUUAAGACUUCAGAAAUGGUUUAUCACACUUCCUGAAAAGGAAAAGAAAAAAAUCACCCGAGAAAUUGUGCAAAUUGUUCUGGCUCGAAAUCAAAAAAUGAGCAGUUUUGUUGACUGGAAAGACCUCAAGCUUGUUUACAAAAGGUAUGCUAGUUUAUACUUCUGCUGUGCAGUAGAAGACCAAGAUAAUGAACUCUUGACCCUAGAGGUUGUCCAUCGUUAUGUAGAGCUAUUGGACAGAUAUUUUGGCAAUGUAUGUGAGCUGGAUAUUAUUUUCAAUUUUGAAAAGGCAUAUUUUAUUCUUGAUGAAUUUCUAAUGGGAGGGGAAAUUCAAGAGACAUCCAAAAAAUCUGCAGUGAAAGCCAUAGAAGAAGCUGAUAUGUUACAAGAGACAAUGGAAGAAUAUAUGAGCAAGCCUGCCUUUUAAAUCAAAGCAGCAAAAGAGGCCAUGUAAUGUGGUAUAACAUCUCCUAGGUGCCAGUUUCUGUUUAAGAUACACAUUCCCCAAAGCUCCAAAAGUGAUUUUUUAUCUAUGCAACUGUCAAGAUGAAGGUCAGCCACAAUGCUGUCUAUAUAGCAGCACAUGUAUAUUAUACUUUAUAUGACUUUAUUUUAAUUUAAUCUUUCUUGGCUGUCUAGAUUGAAAGUUUUAUGGCAACUCUUACUAUCAACUUUUUAAUUCUAAGAAAUUGAUACUAGAACCUUUGAAGGAUAUAUUUAUGACUCUGGACCAGUUACUGAUCAAUUCAAUAUAAUUUUGUAAAAA